UGAUCUUGCUUCGCUGCAUAGCAGAUCCGUUGUGGCGAGCGUACAUUCGUGACAAUUAGUGUAUCACAGAGGCUGCAAACAUCUGCAAACAUGAGGACCUUAAUUUUCUUGGCGACGUGUUUAUCUCUGAUCGUCUGCGUAUGGGGAAACAACUUAAUUCUUGGAAAACGCGUUUCAGGUGACAAGUUAAUAGAAAAUCGAGUCGUCAUCAAGCCAAGAAUUUUUGGAAAACCACAAAUAGGUCUAUGUGGUGCUACGGCCCCUCCUGGUUCUAUCAUUUCAUUCGUCAGUGUGACGACUCCAAAUCCAUGGGCAGUGGGUAUCAAACGUGUUAGAGGAGGUCUUAUGUCGAACUUCAUAGUCGUAUCAGGAGUUUCAAGACCAAGUAUAGGAGUUGUAAUGAAAUGUCUCAUUUACUCUACACCCAUGAAGAAACCAACGACAGCUAGGCCCACAACGACAACACGAAAAACAACCACGAGACCAACAACAACCACGACAUCAACAACAACCACAACUACAGAGCAACCUUCGACUACCGAGUCCACCACUUCAAAACCAACCUCGACCACUUCGACCACUACUUCAGAACCAACUACGGCCACUUCGACCACUACUCCAGAACCAACCUCGACCACUUCGACCACUACUUCAAAACCAACUACGGCCACUUCGACCACUACUCCAGAACCAACUACGACCACUACUUCAGAACCACCUACUUCAGAUCCAUCAACAAACACUCCAGAACCACCUCCCACAACCACUGAACCGUCUGAGACCACCCCUCAAGAACCAACUACGACGAGAGUGACUAAUUAA
Hylaeus anthracinus is the source of this 822-nucleotide messenger RNA. RefSeq names its product salivary glue protein Sgs-3-like. The coding region runs from base 91 to 822 and encodes 243 amino acids. NCBI's taxonomy places the organism in Eukaryota, Metazoa, Arthropoda, Insecta, Hymenoptera, Colletidae. The record is from RefSeq and is a predicted model, not a curated record. The transcript has 2 exons.